AUGAGUUCCAAGACAAAAUCCAUAGGGGUCAUUGGAGCACCUUUCUCAAAAGGGCAGCCAAGAGGCGGUGUUGAAGGAGGCCCCGUGGUAUUGAGAAAGGCUGGUCUGCUUGAGAAACUUAAAGAACAAGGUAAUUUGAGUUUCUUCAUUAUAGAAUGUGAUGUGAAAGAUUAUGGGGACCUGCCCUUUGCUGAUGUCCCUAAUGACAGUCCCUUUCAAAUAAUGAAGAAUCCACGGUCUGUGGGAAAAGCAAAUGAGCAGCUGGCUGGCGUGGUGACAGAUGUGAAGAAGAAUGGAAGGAUCAGCCUGGUUCUGGGUGGAGACCACAGUUUGGCUAUUGGAAGCAUCUCUGGCCAUGCUAAGGUGCACCCUGAUCUCUGUGUGGUCUGGGUAGAUGCUCACUCCGACAUCAAUACUCCACAGACCACCUCAAGUGGGAACUUACAUGGACAGCCUGUGUCUUUCCUCCUGAAGGAACUAAAGGGCAAGAUCCCUGAUAUACCAGGAUUCUCCUGGGUGACUCCCUGCCUAUCUGCCAAAGACAUUGUGUAUAUUGGCCUGAGAGAUGUGGACCCUGGAGAACACUACAUUUUGAAAACUCUGGGUAUUAAAUUCUUCUCAAUGACUGAAGUGGAUAGAAUGGGAAUUGGCAAAGUGAUGGAAGAAACACUCAGCUAUCUAAUAGGAAGAAAGAAAAGACCAAUUCACCUGAGUUUUGACGUUGACGGACUGGACCCGGCUUUCACACCUGCUACGGGCACACCGGUCCCAGGAGGCCUGUCUUAUAGAGAAGGUCUUUACAUCACAGAGGAAAUUUACAAAACAGGGCUACUCUCGGGAUUAGAUAUAAUGGAAGUGAACCCAUCUCUGGGGAAGACACCAGAAGAAGUAACUCGAACAGUGAACACAGCAGUGGCAAUAACCCUGUCUUGUUUUGGCGUGGCUCGGGAGGGUAAUCAUAAACCUAUUGACUACCUUAACCCACCUAAGUGAAUAUGGAAACAUCAUAUAAAAAUUUCAUAGCUAAUUUACAUAGUU
Condylura cristata (star-nosed mole) is the source of this 1038-nucleotide messenger RNA. It is a transcript of the gene ARG1, whose product is annotated as arginase 1. The record is from RefSeq and is a predicted model, not a curated record. Gene Ontology annotation, molecular function: manganese ion binding; arginase activity. NCBI's taxonomy places the organism in Eukaryota, Metazoa, Chordata, Mammalia, Eulipotyphla, Talpidae. Gene Ontology annotation, cellular component: cytoplasm; cytosol; nucleus. The transcript is spliced from 8 exons. Bases 1 to 993 code for a protein of 330 amino acids.